Molecule: messenger RNA, 2362 nt
Organism: Hipposideros armiger (great roundleaf bat)
Lineage: Eukaryota; Metazoa; Chordata; Mammalia; Chiroptera; Hipposideridae
Gene: RHOF
Product: ras homolog family member F, filopodia associated
Exons: 5
Coding region: 261-893 (210 amino acids)
Biological process (GO): small GTPase-mediated signal transduction
Molecular function (GO): GTP binding; GTPase activity
Source: RefSeq, a predicted model, not a curated record
CGUGAUGGCGGGGGAGGGGUGGGAGCUGCGCUUGCGGUUAAGCAUUUCGUUUCUCAGUUACCUCAGUUUCCCUCCAAAUGAGAGGCGAACGCCCCAGGCUGGAAGGAAACUGAGGAUCGAAGUCGGCCCGGGUGGCUGCCUGGCGGAGGUGGCGCCGGCUCUGAGGGGGCGGGGCUUCUCCUAGCCCCGCCCCCGUCUCGGAUCGUUCAGUCCCAGCGCUCCGACCCGCGCGCUGCUGUCAGUACUGCGGGCUGCGGGCUAUGGACGACCCGGGGAUCCCGGCCCAGACGGCCGCCCCAGGCCGGGGUAGGAAGGCGCUGAAGAUCGUGAUCGUGGGCGACGGCGGCUGCGGCAAGACUUCACUACUCAUGGUGUACAGCCAGGGUUCCUUCCCCGAGCACUACGCCCCCUCCGUGUUCGAGAAGUACACGGCCAACGUGACCGUGGGCAACAAGGAGGUGACCCUGAACCUCUACGACACCGCCGGGCAGGAAGACUAUGACCGACUGCGGCCCCUGUCCUACCAGAACACCCACCUCGUGCUCAUCUGCUAUGACGUCAUGAACCCCACCAGCUUCGACAAUGUCACCGUCAAGUGGCUCCCUGAAGUCGCGCAUUUCUGCCCUGGGACACCCAGGGUGCUCAUUGGCUGCAAGACAGACCUGAGGAAGGACAAGGAGAUGCUGCGGAAGCUACGGGCGGCCCAACAGGAGCCCAUCACCUACGUGCAGGGCCAGAGCACCUGUGAAAAGAUAGGAGCUGCCCUCUACCGGGAAUGUUCCGCCAAGUUUCGGGAGAACGUGGAGGACGUCUUUCGAGAGGCCGCCAAGGUUGCCCUCAGUGCUCUGAAGAAAGCACAGAGGAAGAAACGCCGGCCGUGCCUGCUGCUCUGACCCCUACAAGGUGGACCAUACGGCCCUCGGAACAAGACUGACAGGGCUCAGGUGCCCAGGCUGCUCCCUAGAUCCUGUCCCACCCCGUUUUCAAGGGGCACUUGGGGUUGGUCUCUCCAAUGCCUGGUGUCUGAAGCCUGUGGCGAGACUCUUAGAACUUUCUGGAGCUCUCUCUUUUCCCAGCUGGGGCUCUGACCAUGAACUCACCUCUGGGGUCACACUGGAGCUGUGGCCUGCACAGUGGUGGGUGACGGUGCCGGACUUAGUCCCUAUGUACCCUAGAACUGGCAUCUGUCCCCAGGACUCAGGAGUACCUCUUCACACCUUCCCCCCAGCCAUGUGUAUCCCCCUUUGCACACCCAAUAAGGUCCUGAAAGCCUGUGCUUGAAAUAACAAACUACACUGGGUAUGUGGGUAAAUGGGAAUUUGGCAGCCGUCCCCACGGCCCCCCAAGCCUGCUGCUCCAGUGUCACCCGCCUCUGCCUCCCUGGGCUCCCAAGAUAGGCCCAGCUGCAUCCUCCAGCUUCUUGCUUCCUUCCCCCAGGAACUCUGGGGUCACGAUGGGACUGGGCCUAUCAGGAGAAUGCAGGCACCACCCUCCAUCUACUCUGCCCCUUCUGCCCCACACGGAGGACUUCAGUUGCAGCCUUCGCCUCGGCUGCCAUCUUUCCAGAGCUGAGCGCACAUGCCCAAGAGAAGAACCUCUCAGCAAAACAAACACCCUGGAUCACCCAUCCGACCCUGGCUCAGGUUCUCCUUACCUGUGACCCUCCCCCAUUGCUGAAAACGCGAGAUGAAAAGUGACAUCAGCCCCUGAUCUUGAGCAAGUCAGUUCUCUCUACAGACUUUUCCUACCGACUUUUCUCCUGUCUGCAAAAAGAUGGCACUGGCUCAGGUACAUGGUCACCAAGCUCCCCUCUGCCCCUCACAGACGCCAUUUCUAUGAAGAUGUGUUCCGGAGCCUAGACCAUCCUGGCCCGCUUUGAGAUCGGACUGCAUCGAUCCCCUGCCGCAGAUUCACUGACUAUCGUGUCAGAAGGUCUGGGGUUGGGGGACCAGGAGUUUUGAAACAAGUGCCCCAGGUGAUUCUAACACCCCAAAGAUUGAGAGCUGCUUGGUUCCUGAGUGAGCUCAGGAGUCAGCAUUACCAAAGAUGGGAUGAUGGCUUCAGGUGGCUCCUGCCUCAGCUCCCGCCCUGCCCAGUGUUGUGGCCCCCACGAAGCCCGAGCCUCUCUGAAGUCAACUGCUAUGAGAGACUUCUGAAGUCCACCCCACCCCACCUAGGUUCUCCAGGGCCCUGCCAUGCCCUGGGGACUCAACAGUGUGUGCAGACCAAGGACCUCUUAUUCUAGCAGAAUCCAAGGCCUUUUGGACAAAGGAUGGUCUAGGACGGAGGCCAGCAACCUAUGGCCUGUGCGCCAACUCUGGCCGCUGUAUGUGUUUGUAAAUAAAAGUUUUAUUAGAACAUU